AUGGACAACUACAUCCGCGAGAAUCCGCCCGAGCAACAAACAUCGUGCAUCACUCUCUACUACAAGAACACGAUGUCUUCAGCAUACAAAGAAGACGAGAAAGCCGUUCAGUUUUCCCUGACGGUGGAGAGACGUUGUUUGUCGCGUUCUUUACCUCGAGGGCAGAGGAUGUCAGACGCCACGACAACCAACCGUGACUGGCGUAGGUUGAAUAUAACACUGUCUGUCAUUCCACAGCUGUUUGUCGCCGCAUCCUGGAUGCCCGGCCUGGCCAAUGACUUUAUGAUAAGCCCCACUCACAGAGAGCUGCCUGCGCUUCACAAAUCAGGACAAAACGAAAGGCGCCCCAAAGAUGAAGUAGCCAUUGUUGUGCCCAAAGCGAAAGAACAGCCGGUAGAUGCCAUCCAAAAAGGAACCAUUGAGACUAAGCUGGGAGGACACCCCGUCGUUCACAAACAAAUAGAUAUCUCUGGGAGGCCCAAGCAGGAUGGAGACCCAGUGGAAUGUGAAGGAAGAAAGGCAGUGGUGGGCGAGGAGGGGCGCAUCAUCACCAGCCCGAAUUAUCCAGACAAUUAUUCCGACGAAGAAAUAUGUGCCGUGAGGAUUAUCGCCGAGAACAGGGAAUGCACGCUGGAGAUUGACUGCUCCGACUUCCACGUGCAGGACUCAGAGGAUUGCAGAAAAGACUACCUGAUGAUUAAGGAGAAUAGCGAGACGAAGGAGAAAUUCUGCGAGACCACGCCCACCACCACCACUAUCACGACUACUGAGACCACGCCCACCACCACCACCAUCACUACCAGUGAGACCACGCCCACCACCACUACGGCCAUAGACACUACGACCACCAUCACGACCACUGAGGCCACGACCACCACGAGUUGCACAGGAUCGUGUCCUUGCGGUCUUGCCAAUCUAGCGAGGGUCGUGGGCGGGGAGGAUGUAGAUCCUGCCUACAAGUACCCGUGGCAUGUGGGAAUAAAGUAUGUAUGGAACAGAAAGUACUGGUGCGGCGGCUCCAUCAUUAACGACCGGUAUAUCCUGACAGCCGCCCAUUGUGUUAAAAACAGAUUUAGACGGUGGCUGGUGGUGGGCGUGGCCGACCACGACAUGACGUCCACCGACGGGGUGACCCAACUGGUACGCGUUCAGGAGAUUAUCGUUCAUCCUGACUAUAAUAUCAACACCCUUGACAGUGAUAUCGCGCUGCUCAAGCUGUCACAACCACUGGACCUGACUCAAGUCGAGCACAUUCGCCCCGUGUGUCUGCCCGCCGAUGACUCCAACACCUAUGCCGGCGAAGAUGCCACAGCGACAGGCUGGGGCAUACUUCAGUCCUGGGGAAGUCAACCAGCAAUACUGCAGGAAGUCACAGUGCCUAUUCUGGAUCCCUCCUGCCCGGGACAGAUAUCGAAUUAUAUCACUGAAAACAUGCUGUGUGCUGGCCUUGAAGAAGGUGGCAAGGACACCUGCCAGGGCGACGCGGGCGGUCCGCUUACUGUGCAAAAUGACUGUUCCAAGUAUGAGCAAGUUGGCAUCACCUCCUGGGGCUUUGGAUGUGCCGACCCUGGCAGGCCCGGUGUAUACACCAGGGUGAGCAGAUUCCUUAACUGGAUCUACGCCAACACUGUUGACGCCACCUACUGCCAGUAGUGGAACCAACUCUGCUGACGCCACCUACUGCCAGUAGUGGAACCAACUCUGCUGACGCCACCUACUGCCAGUAGUGGAGCCAACUCUGCUGACACCACCUACUGCCAGUAGUGGUGCCAACACUGUUGAUACUGUCUGCUGCCAGUAGUGGUGCCAACAUUGCUGACGCUGCCAGUAGUAGUGCCAACACUGCUGACACCACCUACUGCCAGUAGUGGUGCCAACACUGCUGACGCUGCCUGUUGCCACUAGUGGUGCCAACACUGCUAACGCCACCUACUGCCAGUUGUGGUGCCAACACUGCUGACACUGUCUGAUGCCAGUAGUUGUUCACCUUCCCUCCCUGCUGUUCUGAUAUGUUAAGCAGAAAGCCCCCAAGGUGUAAACAAUAAAACUGCAUUAAC
Portunus trituberculatus (swimming crab) is the source of this 2057-nucleotide messenger RNA. RefSeq names its product transmembrane protease serine 9-like. The record is from RefSeq and is a predicted model, not a curated record. Lineage: Eukaryota; Metazoa; Arthropoda; Malacostraca; Decapoda; Portunidae. Gene Ontology annotation, biological process: proteolysis. Gene Ontology annotation, molecular function: serine-type endopeptidase activity. The coding region runs from base 1 to 1653 and encodes 550 amino acids. The transcript is spliced from 4 exons.